AUGGAGAUGGCCAAUGGGACCACCAUCCAGGAAUUCAUUUUGGUGGGCUUUGGAGAUGGGCAACAGAAACGUUUCCUGCUUCUCGUCUUUUUCACCACCCUCUACAUUCUCACUUUGGCCGAGAACCUCAUGAUUAUCACACUGGUGGUCCUGGACACCCAUUUAUCCCGGCUUCCCAUGUACGUCCUGCUGAGCAACUUCUCCUGGCUGGAAGUGUGUUAUGUGAGUGUAACUGUGCCCCGGAUGCUGUUUGACCUGGCGUCCCCUCAUGGAGGAAUCAUCCCCUUUCACGAUUGUUUGGCUCAGUUCUACCUCUUCUUUUCUCUUGGAAGCACCGAAUGCUUCUUCCUCUCAGUCAUGGCCUUGGACCGCUACUUAGCCAUCUGCCACCCACUGCGCUACCCACAAAUCAUGUCCCUGGAUUCCUGCUAUGCCCUGGUGGCUACUUGCUGGGUCCUUGGCUUCCUGUGGAAUGUUGUCCCAGUGACCUUGAUCUCCAAAUUGUCCUUCUGUGGGCCAAACAUCAUUGAUAAUCUGCUGUGCGAUCCUGGGCUGAUUAUGUCCCUGGCCUGCCCCCCACUAGGAAAUGUUCCUUUCAUCUGUCAGCUUUCUAUGACUUCUGGGGUUUUAGUCAAUAUCUUAUUUGUUGUGCUCUCCUAUGGUGUUGUGAUUCUUACUCUGGUGAAAGCCUCUAGCCGGGGAAAUCGUAGGAAGGCUUUCUCCACAAUAUCAUUCCAUCUAAUUGUGGUGACACUUUUUUACGGGUCAGUAGCAGCCGUCAAUUUAAUUCCACGUGGAGAAAGCCAGUCAGAUCUCAAUGCGGCCGUGACGUUGUUCUACACCGCUGUUACUCCCUUUCUCAACCCGCUGAUCUACUGCCUGAGGAAUGAUCAGGUGAAAGAGGCACUGGGACGGUUGUUGAGGAACACAGAGAAAUGGCGGAGCAGAAUUGUGACAGAGUGA
Molecule: messenger RNA, 963 nt
Organism: Podarcis muralis (Common wall lizard)
Lineage: Eukaryota; Metazoa; Chordata; Lepidosauria; Squamata; Lacertidae
Product: olfactory receptor 11G2-like
Biological process (GO): G protein-coupled receptor signaling pathway
Cellular component (GO): membrane
Molecular function (GO): G protein-coupled receptor activity; olfactory receptor activity
Source: RefSeq, a predicted model, not a curated record